ACGUGGGAGAAGCGGGCGCGGCCCCGAGCGGCACCGCGGGUGGGCGCGGGCACGGCGCGGGGAAAGCGGGAUGGGAAACGCUCCCGGAGCCCCCCCACCGGCCUCGGGGUAGCGCCCCGUGAGAGGCGGAGUCUGAAACGCGAGUUUUAGCUGUCCUAAUUGCCUCUACCUAUGCAGCAAUUCGCCUGGCUCUUGGCAAGACAUCUGAUACUGCACCAGCGAAAUACUCUGUCCUGCAACGAUACCGACAUAAAAGCUGGCUGUAAUAAAUUAAGCUUUUUAAAAAACUGUUAUUCCUGAAAAUGGAUUUUCAGUUUAAUUUUGCUGUUGAUGAAAAUGAGAACAGUGAGGCAGAUGCUCACUUCUUACUGCUGUGCUCUCCAAAAGACGAGCAGGAAUCUAGAGGAAAGAGCAGGGAAGCUGCCGAUACUGCAGCAGACUCCAGCCCGAAGCUGGCUGCUGCUAAGCACCAGGAGGAGGCAGCUUCGAAGAAAAAACUCUGUGUGAAAGCUGCCAAGGAGCACAGCAUUCCCGAAGAUCUCAACAAAGUAUUGGAAAAUAAAGUAAUGGAAACAGUACUGGACCUGUCUUAUGUAAAGCUGUCUGUAGUGGAAGUGACAUGUUCGGGUGAUGCUGACAGCGAAGGCAUCGUGUCCAAAAGUGUUUCUUCUCAUUCUGAUCUCAUCCCAGGAGUCUAUGAAGGAGGGCUGAAAAUCUGGGAAUGCACCUUUGAUCUCAUGGACUACUUUUCUGAGGCUGAAAUAGAAUUUGCCAACAAGACUGUACUGGAUCUUGGCUGUGGGGCUGGAUUGCUGGGAAUUGUUGCUUUGCAGGGUGAAGCUGCCAGAGUGCAUUUUCAGGACUACAACAGCACAGUGAUCGAUGAAAUAACUUUACCUAAUGUGGUGGCCAACUGUACCAGUGAAGGCAGGAGGAAGGACAGAAAAGCCAGCAAGCCUCCUUCCAAGAGGCCCAGGAAAGCAGAGGGCUCACCUGAUGUGCUCAACAGGUGCAGGUUUUUUUCUGGAGAGUGGUCUCAAGUCAGCCAGCUCCUGUUAAACAGCAACAAACCCUCUUCAAAGUAUGAUCUAAUUCUCACCUCUGAGACCAUCUAUAAUCCUGACUACUACAGUGCUCUGCAUGAUACACUGGCUCAGCUCUUGGAUAGAAAUGGCCGUGUGUAUUUGGCAAGCAAAGUGCAUUAUUUUGGAGUUGGUGGUGGUGUCUAUCUCUUUGAGAAAUUCAUUGAAGAGAAAAAUGUGUUUACAACCAGGAUGGUUAAAACAAUUGAUCAGGGUCUGCAGCGAUGCAUUAUGGAAAUUGCCUUUAAAAAUUCCUGUUAAAAUUAAACUACUAAUCCUCCAAAAAUAACUUUAAAAUGUUUUAAUCCUCAUGGCUCUUUGCUUUUUCCUCUGUAAUUCUGGCUUUGACAAAUUAAGGAUGGUGACUGUUGAAAUAUUUGACAAAUUCUGGUGUCCGACUAGAAGUGAGGGACUUUUCUGAUGUUCACUUUGCAUAGAGUUCUGCUUAAAGCAGCAUCUGUUAAUGAUAAUUAACAUACAUAAAGAUGAAGCAAUCUUUAUAUUCUUUAAGCAAUUGUCUCCAGCCAGGCUUUCACGUUCAGCACCAGAACUGUACAUCACAGGAAUGACAUACAUGACGUAUUGUGGCUGAGUAAGGUAAGUUUAGCUUCCAAAAUUAGUGCAAGAGGCUUUCUCAAGGGUUGGGCAGCCUAACUGCAGCAGAUUUAGGAAGGGAUCACACACCUCUGAGCUCUGCUGCUUUGCCAGCAGAGGGGGAUGUGAUUUUAUUUAUCACUCGUGUUCUACACUGCUGGGGAUCUCAGAAAUCCAUGUAGUAUUUCCAUGUGUAAUGCACACAUGACUUAUUCAAGCCUUUUAAAGAGUGUAACAAUAUUAACCACAGUGGUCUGCACAUUUUUACAUUCAGAUUCUGUCACAGGCUAAGAAAAUUUUCGGCAAGACAUUCAAAAAAGCCAUGCUGGUUUAAAGAAUAUUCUACACAAAAAAAGCUCCUUCUACCAACCAAUAAACCUACAAAUGAAAUACUGGAGAAUGAUAGAACUGAGCUUCAGGAGACAAUUGGAAAGGGAGAUAAACUGUGCUAUUACAUGUGUUUAACAGAUUGCUGUAUUAUUUUAACACUAUUUUUCCAGAAAUGAAUUGCCCAUUUUCAAAACUUGCUGGGGGUAUUACUGAACAUCUACACCUCUUCAAUUUUUUCACAGGACAGGAAGCACUCAGAAAAGCCUGCAAUACAAGGCAUUUUCCUAGGCUGAAGCUAGUGAUGUUGCUGAUGUUACCAAAAAUUCAAACAAACCCCCAAAGAACUACAAAACCUGGUCUUGAGUUCUCGCUGUUGCUGGCAAUUCAAACAAACAAAAAAAAAAAUCCAUGGCAUGUUUUGCCUUGGCCAAAACCAGACAGAAAGCUGUUAGCUGUUGUCAUCAUGCACUGCUUUAUCUGGUGCCCUUACAGAAAUAUAAACUUGGAGACAGUGACCACUGCAGUAAACUGGAUGCAAGGAUAUUCAGUGUAGAGCAGAAGGAACAAUAGCCUGAGGGGAUGGAAAGAAACUUAGUACAGCAGUGAUCUAAAAGUUUCCAUCACUGAAGAUGCUGAAAGUCAAUCCCAAGAUUCCUAUUUUGAACCUGCUGCCAUUAAGGUAGAGUUGUAAAGGAUUUCCUGUACUUGACAGAAGAGCCUUCACUACUGUUUCAGACUAUUUUAAAGAGAUACUUUGGAAACUACUGAUUUUAGCCUCUCAUAGGAUAGGAGAGAGGAAAAAAGUCAGUUUUGCCAUGACUGCCACAGUGCUUUGGAAUUUUUCUGCACUGACUCUGAAAUGAUUAUAAUUGCUGACUACAGAGUGAGGAACAAGAAAGUUUUAGCUCUGUCAA
Molecule: messenger RNA, 2920 nt
Organism: Ficedula albicollis (Collared flycatcher)
Lineage: Eukaryota; Metazoa; Chordata; Aves; Passeriformes; Muscicapidae
Gene: METTL18
Product: methyltransferase like 18
Exons: 3
Coding region: 303-1343 (346 amino acids)
Biological process (GO): peptidyl-histidine methylation, to form tele-methylhistidine
Molecular function (GO): protein-L-histidine N-tele-methyltransferase activity
Source: RefSeq, a predicted model, not a curated record